Molecule: messenger RNA, 444 nt
Organism: Microthlaspi erraticum
Lineage: Eukaryota; Viridiplantae; Streptophyta; Magnoliopsida; Brassicales; Brassicaceae
Source: the annotation of a GenBank genome assembly
AUGAAUGAUUUUGGUCGAAGGCUCUGGGCCGGAAGCGGGACGAUGCCUUCCUGGUCGGACGGUGCGAUAGUGCGUGUGGCACAGAUUGUGGUGAGCAGUCGGAAUGGACGUGGGGCGAUGCAGUCGUGUGCGGCUUAUGGUGGCGAGACUAGAAUGGUCGACCGCGGGACGAUGCUUCUCGGGUCGGUCUGUGAGCUCGGCCGUGCACUAGACGGGAUGGAACGCGGACGUUCUGCGUGGGUCGAUCGUGGGACGAUAGUUCCUCGGUCGGCCGGUACGCACAGUUGGAACGCGGUUGCUCGGUCUAAGCCGUCUGGACCAGUCUUCACUGAUUUGAUCAUAACUCCAUGUCUACUCAUCCAAAUGAUGCGAAUCCACUUGCGUUGGAGAGUUAACUCAAUCAGAGCACGCUGCGAAGUAGUCUUGAUGAAAUCCGUUGAGUAG